Lactuca virosa is the source of this 294-nucleotide messenger RNA. Lineage: Eukaryota; Viridiplantae; Streptophyta; Magnoliopsida; Asterales; Asteraceae. The record is from the annotation of a GenBank genome assembly.
AUGUCAGACCAAAUACCUUUCCAUAUACAAGAGGACAUCAUAAAAAGACUUCCUGUCAAAUUAUUGAUUCAGUUCAGAUCUGUCUCAAAAGCAUGGAAAUCUUUGAUUGACAGCUCUGAGUUUAUUGCAGCUCACAGUGCCCUCCACACUCAUCCACAACAUCUGCUUGUAAAAUACGAAGAUUUGGUAGAAACUGAAGAUAAAUAUGUUGCUUUUAUAGACGACGAGUGUUAUCUUCAACAGAGGUUUGUUCCCACUGUUCCAUUGUCGGUUAAGUCACUUAGACAUUCAUAA